Jaculus jaculus (lesser Egyptian jerboa) is the source of this 1177-nucleotide messenger RNA. RefSeq names its product N-terminal Xaa-Pro-Lys N-methyltransferase 2 (gene Ntmt2). Gene Ontology annotation, biological process: N-terminal protein amino acid methylation. NCBI's taxonomy places the organism in Eukaryota, Metazoa, Chordata, Mammalia, Rodentia, Dipodidae. Gene Ontology annotation, cellular component: cytoplasm. The record is from RefSeq and is a predicted model, not a curated record. The coding region runs from base 1 to 852 and encodes 283 amino acids. Gene Ontology annotation, molecular function: N-terminal protein N-methyltransferase activity. The transcript has 4 exons.
AUGGCCCACCUGGGAGCACAUUUUGCCUUUAGAUCCCGCUGGCAGAAGACCGAUGAUGAACUCUGUCGACAUAGCAUGUCCUUUAUCCUUCACAAAGCCAUUCGCAAUGACUUCUUUCAGAGCUAUCUCUACCUGCUGGAAAAAAUCCCCCUGGUGAAAUUAUAUGCUUUAACAAGUCAAGUCAUCGAUGGUGAGAUGCAGUUCUAUGCCAGAGCCAAACUUUUCUACCAAGAAGUACCAGCCACCGAAGAAGGCAUGAUGGGAAAUUUCAUUGAACUCUCCAACCCAGACAUCCAGGCCUCUCGUGAAUUUCUCAGGAAGUUUGUUGGGGGUCCAGGGAGAGCGGGAACUGGCUGUGCCUUGGACUGCGGUUCUGGGAUAGGAAGGGUCAGCAAGCACGUCUUAUUGCCUGUUUUCAACAGUGUGGAGCUGGUGGACAUGAUGGAAUCUUUUCUCCUUGAAGCCCAGAGCUACCUGCAGGUUAAGGAGGAUAGAGUUGAAAGCUACCACUGUUACAGCUUGCAGGAAUUCACACCCCCCUUCGGGAGAUACGAUGUCAUCUGGAUUCAGUGGGUUUCUGGGUACCUGACUGAUAAGGACCUUCUUGCGUUUCUUUCCCGGUGCCGAGAUGGACUGAAGGAAAAUGGUGUCAUCAUCCUGAAGGACAAUGUGGCACGGGAGGGCUGUAUCUUCGAUCUCUCUGACAGCAGUGUGACUCGGGACAUGGACAUCCUCCAGAGCCUAAUUAGGAAGAGUGGGCUGAUGGUGCUAAGCCAGGAGAAGCAGGAGGGCUUCCCAGAGCAGUGUGUUCCAGUGUGGAUGUUUGCUCUGCACAGUGACAGACACUCCUGAACAGCAGUAGGAAUGAACAACUCUACUGGUCAUGGUGCUUUGGGACUGUGGUGUCUCCCCAAGACACCCCGUGUAAUGCAGAUACUUAUGGAAAUGGGGGACACAAUGCAUGUCUGGAAAUGAUGAUGUAGUGUUUAUGUGCCAGAUACAUAGACUGUGAUUUGCACAUGCUUACAUAUUCACUCACUAAUAAAGAGAUAGGCUCAUACUCUGUGGAUUUCCUGACAGAUGGAGAAAAGCAUCAGGAAAAGUGCUUCGAUAAGCUGCUUGCAUAUAUUAGAACUGUACAAGUAUGUACGAAAACAGAAAAAAAAAAAAGAAAGAA